GGGGGCGGCGGAAGGGGAAGCCCCGCCGCCGCCAGGAGGAGGAGGAGGAGGAGGAGAAUGUCUGCGGAUAUGGAGGAGGCUGAAGGCACUUCAGCCGCCGGCUGCAUGUGUGCUGUUCUUCAGCUCUUUGAUCUGCACCAGUUUCAGAUUCCUCUGAACAAUCACGACCCCUUCCUUCAAGAAGAAGCCACUGUAACUAAAGGAGUAGAGGCACCAAGAAACAGCUUGGAGACAGAAGGGCCGGCCGCCAUGAAAGCUGCUUCAGUGCCAUCAUCAGCCCCGAAAGAAGAAGAAAAUUUAAAUUUCCCAGUGGGCAUUCAAAUCAAAACAAGAGUCUCGACAUCUGAUUCAGGAUCAAGAACAGAGGAUUUCCCGUCUGAAAGUUCUCCAGGGAUCAAGACCCCGAAUCUGGUCGCCAGGCUCAUGGGCCUGGAUUUACUCCCGGAAUGUACCUCUCCUUCAUUUUCGUCCUCAGAUUCCAGGCCCCGAAAGAAAUCCCAGUUCAACCAAAGAAAUAUUCUUCAUACCAGAUUCUUCGACGACGAUAUCAGCGUGGGAGCCCGGUCGUUGCCUGAAACUCCAAGAAUAUCAUCAGCCAGAAGGUCAGAUGUUGAGUUUCACAGGCUGUCACUCCAGAUAAACAAAGAUCAGAACACGAACGAAGAGUUUUCCCUGUCAGCGAAAAUGGUGGGCAGACAGGGGUUGAGAUUCAGGCAGGACGAGAACAGGAGUCCAGGGCACUAUGCUAAGCAGAUUGUGAAGCAGGUUAAAGAAAGUGUGAGCAGAAGAGUUGUUGGUCUUGACAUAACCAACAUAAACAGAUAUAAACAGGAAAUCAGGCGAGAUGAAAAUCUUCUUCUCUUCAAGCCCACCAACACAAACUCCCAGAAUUUGCCACCACUCACAAAUUCAGGCAACAAAAGUCCAAGAAUUUCUCAAGGGAUUUUGAGCCCACUGAACCCAAAGAAUCAAGAAAUCGUGCAAGAGAACCAGCAUCAGAAGGAGAGCUGCAAGAGAGUUGGGAGUGGGAACAGUAAUUCUUCCUUUAUAAAGAAGUUUCCUCAGCAUCAAGCUUGUAAUAAUCCUAUGAUCAGGAAGAAGAAAGAGGAGCCGUUUGUCCGUUCAUCAGCAGCAAAUAAAGCAAACCUGACAGACAAGAAAUCCAAGAAAGCUCCAUUGUCAAGUGAACUUCUCAGUAUAAGCAGCCCCGCCCUUCUGCCUGUCAAGAAAGACCCUUCUCCCCCUGCUACAAAAUUACCUCAAAAACAGUCACAGGUAUCAGAUGCUCUUUCAUCGAAAAGGAGCACACAGUUAUCUAGUAAUCCGAGCCAUUCGUACAAGCAGCUGCACCUGCAACCUCAUAAAAUAUCCACCGUCCCAGAAAACGUCCUACCAGACAAAACGAACGGUUGCGCCACCACUUCUUCCGCCGCCGCUUGGGCGGUGGCGGCAGAGUACAAACCUUACAUCCAGAGAAUCUUGAAACGCACAGGCAUCAUCGACAAAGUCACCCCUUUAACCUUAGGGAAAUGGCAUACCCCUUCACACCCCCUCGACCCUUCAAUCUUCUACUACCUUGAGCUCUUCCACCCCUCCGCCGCCACUUUGGCUGUCUUAAGCCGCCGGUGCAACAGGAAGCUAAUUUUCCAGCUUGUUGAUGAACUCUUGGCCGAAAUUUUACGACCCCACCUGGAUUUCAAGCCGUGGGUUUCUCCCAUUACAGAUCAUUUAUCCUUGGCUGAUGAAUUGUGCAAGAAAAUCGAGAGUUUUCCGGCGGCGAACUGUCAGGUUCUGGAAGACAUUGAUUCUUUGAUAGAAAAAGAUCUGGGCAAGUCGGGAUUAAAUUGGUUUCUUGAGGAGGAAGGAGAGAGCUUAGUGUGUGAGAUUGAAGGUGAAAUCAUGGAGUCUUUAGUGCGUGAAACGGUGGCGAUGGUCGGUGUCCGUACAGCGGAGGAACAGAGAAGGAAGCCGACAGAUUUCACGUGGAGGGCUUUCACGUGAUGAGAUGCCCAUUGGUUGUGGGAAUCAUCCACGUGGAGAAGAGGUGGUCUUUACUAGUCUACUAGGCUUUGUCUAAAGUGAAGAAGAGGGGUGAAAUUGAAAAUUCUUAGAUUUGGAGGGGGCACACUGGCAAUUUUUAUCCUUUUCCCUCCAUUCCCCCCUUUUUUUAACUUUAAUUUGUGUGUUUGUAGGGGC
Molecule: messenger RNA, 2196 nt
Organism: Sesamum indicum (sesame)
Lineage: Eukaryota; Viridiplantae; Streptophyta; Magnoliopsida; Lamiales; Pedaliaceae
Source: RefSeq, a predicted model, not a curated record